AUGCCUCGUGAUGCCGGCCCCCGCAAGCCCACCCUCAAGCAGCUGGCGAAGCAGAAAGCGAAGGACAUCAAGACCCGGGAGCGCAACGAGGCGACGUUCGCAUCCGCCGUUCAGCACUCCAAAAGCACCAUACUCGACGUGGACAUGCGGUUCAUUCAAGACACGCUGACCCAGAACCCGACUUGGAUUUCUCCACUCGCUGGUCUGAUCCGCUCGGGCUCGUUGAAUGGUCUUCUGAAGGACGUUGCCAAGAAGGAGGAGACCGGUGGACUGAGAUGGAAGGGCAAGUGCACCAAAUGGGGCAGUUUGCCGCUUGAGAUGGCGAGCUUAAUGCUCAAGCAUUGCGGUGUGGAGCUCGCGGAGGACGUACAGAAGGACGAACCCGUCGUACGGACCCUCUUCGAGAUCCAGUUCUGGGCAGCCAAGUCGGCGUCCUUGCCAUCUCGUGCGGACAUUCGCUAUCAGUCCACGUUGGUCAAGUUAGCGAGGGCCCGCAUGGAGGACGUUGGUCGCAACUACAUAGCUGCGGUGAACUCGGCGGAGGCUAUCAGUGUUGACCGGGACAGGUACAACAUCUGGUCACUUGAGAACAACACGUUGUACUGCCACGUCUUUGCCACACAAGAUGGACACCCUCGCCGUUCCCGCUCGGAGUUCGUACCCAACGAGUCGUACCUCAGCCACGAGCUUCCUACUCUCCCGGACAACAAGACGUGGCAAUUGGACGACCCUUUUGCGGUGGACUGUGUCAUUUCAGAUGGACAGCAUAACUCGUUGUUCAGUUUUGAAUGCGCGAGUUUCUUUCCUACUUUGCCGGACAUGAAGGCCAAGUGGACCUUCGACUUGUCGUCGGACGCAGACACCACGGACGCUCUGAAAAAAGAGAUCGAGUCGCACUUUCUCCAGAGUUCGUUCUCCCUCCUCAAGCAGCAGGAGCACGCUGCAAACGCCGAGAAGAAGGGCACCAAACGAAAGGCAUCCUCGCAGCAGAUGCAGGACGACAUGGAGGACGACAACGAGCAAGCGGACAAUGAGGAGCACACGGGUGACCAGAUGGAAGAGGUAGCAGCUGGACGAAGCACACGUUGUACAGAGUUUGCCACGUCGAGCUUUGCAACGAUUGUUCUUUUGCAUCAAUGGCACCAGGGUAUGCGCAAAGAUGCCAAAUGGAAGAAGCCGGCAGAGGAGGUAUCCAAGCUGGCCGGGGAGUUGCUUCAAGGCCUCGCUUCCUUGUUCCUGCAGACCCCGCAGGACUUCUCAUUCACGUGGGACGGAAACACUCUGGUGCUGCCGUUCAAAGGAGGUUCGCUGGACGUGGACGAGGUUGUACUGCAAAACAGUUUACUUGCUAAAGUACUACACCGCGAUCGUUCCCGAUUCAUGGACGUGCUGCAGGAUGUGAAUGUGGACUGCACCCGUCGGACAAUUGGAGACACUCGCAAGUCAUCUAGUUUGAGGACGAAGUACUACUUGUUGGCGGCUUUGGCACGUGCCAUGGAUUCGUCGGACGACACGCAUUCCUGCUGGACAUCUUUGAAUGUGAAGCAAGUGAUGCAGCUUAGGAGCACCUCCGGAUAUCGUCGGUCGUCCACGAGUUUUCGACAAGAGGUUGCGAGUUCAUCGAAUGCCACACGCAGGACACUUACCUCCACAUUGCAAGGACAUGCGUUCACCGUGCAGGACAGCAGCGAACAGCAGGACGAACAAAAGAUCAAGAAGCACGCUUCUAUGGACGCACACAGGCUAGCACGCAUGGAGCGAUACGCCUAUGUCACGCAGGGCAAGUCAGAUUUCCUCUCGACGGACAUUUUGUGCGUGGUGGUCCAGAAAUCGUCCGUCUUGUCGGCUGAGCAGUGGAAAGCUAUGUGGAACAAGGCUUCCAAGAAGUUCCUCGGGAUCGAGAAACCCGUUGGACCUGGUCAUGCGGAGGACCGGCUGGCCACACUGUCUUGGAUGCAGGACAUAAACCACGGCUUGCGACCCAUUGGCUGGACUUUUGGCUGCUGCCAGAGCACGCCGGCCGGCCCCGCGGAGGACGACACGAAGGCUAAACGUGCACCGAUCAUGAUUUUGUGCACCGACCAAGAAGCAACACAGCUGGCGGCUGUCUCCUUCUUGAGGAACAAAAAGAGCCUCUGGAUCGAACACGUCUCGGACCCCGCCCACAGGUCGCACAACGACGUGGCUUUGGCCUUGUCGGCCGCUGGACUCCUGAAGUUCUGCACAUGGUGCAUCUCGCUGUACAACAUCAGGUAUGGACCCUGGCAGAAGGGCUCGUGGGCGUUGAAGAUCCAGCAAGCCGCAAAUCGCAUGAAGGACAACAUGGACCCCUCGGACCCGAUAUUGCUCCUUUUCUUCCCGGACAUUCUGCUGGACGCCGGCCUCUCCCCCCUGGACGACAACACGGAGGAGAAACGCAGGUCGUUUUUGCAGACAUUACCCGACAUGGACUGCAUCCGCAUCAAGGGCACGAAGGCCAGCAAGAGUCGGUUCAAUUCCCUGACGACGGCCCACAGCGCGCUGGACAAAGAGUGGUCGGUCUUGGCUUUAGUUCUCACGGUGGUCUGCUUGGAGCACAACUGGGCAGUUUCCACUAAGGACCUCUUCUCGCAGGACAGCAACCAGGCCCGUGCCUCGGUUCCAUAUGGUGGAAGCAAGUCUUCUGCCAUACAGGAGGCCAAGCAAGGCAUGGACCAGGAGCGGAAGGGCAGCGCGAACAGUCUACACUUAAUGACGAAGUUCGUGAUCUCGCAGGACAACAAGACGACAGCCAGGAUGAUGUUCCAGGUCUUGCAACCCGAAGAGCUUCGUUGUUCGCUCAUGCUCAAGCAGCUGCGUUCCAAAGGCAUGACGAAGGACUACUACUCUGGCUGGGCACACUGGUCUUGGAUGAGCACUGCAAAGGACCACGUCAGGACUUUGUCGAAUUUGGAAGGUUUAUCUCGUGUCGGCCUCGACCUGACACUGGCACGCGCACAACCCCCGGAGGAGACAGAGCUUGUCUGGCAGGACUCGCUCGCAGGCCAAAUGACGCAGUUGACACUACAGAUCCUGCGGCUGCGGGCCGGGGCACAGCUGUACCAUACUGGAGGUUUCGGUGCGACCGCAGGACUAGUCCAUGCUGAAGAGCAGUUCCGUCGGGCAAGCUUGGAUUUUUUCAAAGAGAUGCAGUCUUGUAUCCAGGACACGCACAGUGGUGGUUCUCGUAUGGCAAAAAAAUUGCUCGAAGGUCAUUUCUCCCAAGGGCCGAUUAGUCGGUACAUCCUCGCCGAUCUUUGCACUACCCGGUUUCAGAGCCUUACGGAGGACGUUGCACACGUAUUGACCAGCAUUUGGUCGGGCCUCUUGAACACGAAGAUCAUCGAAGACUGUAAUAAAGUCCAGCGCGAGGCCGAGCAACGACAUUCGUCUUCGAAGGACUUGGGUCGUUUGGACGGAUGGAAGGCUGUGACCCAACAGGCCGUGGUCAAGAUGUACGAGAGGGUGGAGGCACUGUCAACGGAGCUCUACCACACGCCGGCAGCGUUUGACGUGGCCAAACUUUUCUGCAAAGACACCGAGAAGAAGAAGAUUCAAGCAGUUCGUCGUCGUUCCGAUUCGUCGGUCAGCACGCAGGUCAGUGCCUCGGAGGUGCAGGAAGCACAGCUUCUUGCAGACGUGACGAAGACGAGGGACUGGGUCUCCCACAACCACGCCGAGGAACAGGAGGUUUUGGCUGCCUUCAGUUUACUGAUGAAGGCGUGGAGGGCCAAGCGAUGGUCGCUUUGUGAAGAAGGUUGGUGCUCUGGACUUUUGCCCGAAGGACAUGUUGUACUGGCAGGUGCAGACCCGUUGUUCAUCGUUCGGACAUACCGUUUGGCUGCACUCGCAUGGCCCGGCAAGAUCGUUAAGGACAAGGACCAUGAGUUUUUCGAAUUCAACAUGGGCGUUCGGUCUCUCUUUUGGAUGCACAGCACAUCUUUGGACUUGGAAGUGUUGCGGCUGCGAGUUGUUUCACCUCUGCGUGCCUCGGCUGCAGUACAGUUGAACAUUGUCAGCCCGACACGGACAUUCUCUACAUAUAUAUUCGUCCUAUAA
This is a messenger RNA of Symbiodinium sp. CCMP2592, 4077 nucleotides long. Lineage: Eukaryota; Dinophyceae; Suessiales; Symbiodiniaceae. The record is from the annotation of a GenBank genome assembly.